GCAAGAAGAAAAAGAAGAGGAGAUCGCCACUUCCGCUUCGGCCUCUUCUUCUACCGCAAGAACAGGCGGAAACCAAGCCUCCAACGUCUCUCCUUUUCUCCUAAGCUCCUCAUUCAAUUCAGCAAAGGCGGGAAAUAGCGCUCCUUGCUGCUAUAAAUAGGCGACGGAGAAGAGGGGAGAACUACGACCAGACAAGGUAGAGCCGCGGCUCAGGCCGCGGUGGCGGUGGCGGACAGCCGGCAGACACGAACCGGCGGCGGCAGCAGUUCCGGCGGAAAGCUCCGGCAGAGGGGGGGGUCAUCCAAUUUUCUGUGAGGAAGGGGUUUGCUGGAGUAUUCACCCGCAGUUCCUAAGUUGUUACACUUUUUGGUAGUUAGUAACUGUGAAAAGAAACAUGCAUGACAAUAAUAAAGUAGAGGCAACCUCUGAGUGUGGCUGGAAAAUUGUUCACAUUCCGUAUAAACCUCCCGUUCUGCCUCACGUACAACCCACUGUUGAUGUGUAUGCUGCUGAAAUUGACCCUAAAGAUGCCAAUAUUUUAGUAAGGAAGUUAAAUCAGAUCUGCCCAAUGGAAAAUAUGCGGCAUGUAAAGCGUAUACGCAAGAAAUGCAAUGAUGGAGGAAAACCUCAGUUAUCGUUGCUUUUAUCAGUGUCAAAUGAAGAUACUGGUGGCAUGCCAUGCAAUGUGCAGGAGCUUGUUAAAGCAUACCAAUUGAAUACCUUCAUACAAAAAGUUGCAGAGAUGGCAGAGAUGAGGGUGGGUGUGAGACUGGAAAGACGAAGAGGAUGAUCGCAGUCGACCCAGUGACAAAAUAUUGAAAGGACAACACUGGAAAGUCAAUGCAAUUUUAACAUUACAUUAAAAACCAUGCUAAGUCAAAUUGAGAAGUUUCAACUUGGACGGAGGGAGUAUACUCAUUUCCUUUUAAUUUAAGAUGGAGGGAAGUAUAAAUGUAAGUAAUUAUGAGGGCAUUCAGUGGCGAUUGAGCUAAAAGAAUCAUUUUACUGUGUUUUCGGUCCAGGUAAACGAUGGACUAUAUCAAAUGGCACACUAAACCUCCCUUACUUCUUGAGCUCUGUGAAGUUUUGGGUUGUAAAUGUAGCAAUGCAUCAAGUGUGUUACUGAAACAACAUCUCUACUUUUUACAUGUAAGGUCUGCAAGUAUGCUGCAUCAACAAAAGAAGAAUGGGAAGAACAGUGUAAGCUGUGGCCGACUUCCUUCCAUCCACCAACAUAUAAUAUCAGUGGAAUAACAGGAUUUGAUGAAGUGGAAUCCCAACUAGUCUUCAGCUUCAUGCGAUUGGCAAUCAAUCUAGCAAAAUCCAUUGAUGGCCCGGUGAUCAAUGCUGCCAUCAUUGUGGACCCUUCCACUAACCAGGUGAUCUCAAGUGCAUGUGAUGAAGUUAUCUCUUUGAAUAGUUCCAGAGAUGAGGCCAAGGAAGGCAUAUGCUGCUCAAGGCAAGCCGAAGCCUCUUCGCACAACAAAGCAACUGAUAUGGAGGGCCAACCAAAAUUGGUGGCAGACGAUUCAACAAAUGGAGCUCUGUCGGUCAAUGAUAAUGUUUCAUGUCUACAUCCCUGGAAAUGGGCAGCGGAUAACCAAUUUAGUGCCAGCUUUGGUUUUUGGCAUCCUUUACGGCAUGCACCAAUUGUGGCUAUUGAACGUUCCGCUGCAAGGGAUAGGCAACUUUUUACAAAUACAGGAAUUAAUUUUGUUCAAGAGGAUUACUUGCUGGUUUCUCCUCUUGUCGGUUCUCCAUCAAAAAAGCAAAAGGUCAAUCCAAUCGAUGUUGCGAACAGUUUGGAUACUCAAAAUGUAAACCAUUCUGAGUCAUACAGACCCUAUUUAUGUACAGGCUAUGACAUCUACCUUGUCUGGGAGCCAUGUGUCAUGUGUGCAAUGGCCCUAGUCCAUCAAAGAGUUAAGCGUAUCUUUUAUGCUUUCCCUAAUCCUAAUUGUGGUGCAUUGGGAAGUGUUCACAGAUUACAAGGGGAGAGAAGCUUGAAUCACCAUUAUGCUGUUUUCCAGGUUUUGUUGCCCCAAGAUGUUUUUUAACGUUAAGAUUCCUUACUCAUUAGAUUCAGGAACUACUUUGAAUCGAUGAGAAUCGAAAUUCAAGUGUAUCAUUUAAGCAAAUAUAUACUCUGGCCAAUUUUAGGGUCUAAUGCUUCUAAUAUGUGUACUUAUCAUCAUUUUUUUAAAAAAAAUCUUGUAGUUGUCCUCAAGUCGUAUAAUUUAUUUUUUGUAGAAUUUGUUUUUCGUGUACUGACUUCUAUUAUGCAACUGGGGAUUAUGUUGAGUUUGUGUUGUUGUACUGAUUAGUACCAUAUCUUUUCCAUCACUGGACAUUGUUCCUGCUAUUAGGCAUUAUUUAACUACAAUUUAAAUGAUAUAUGUUUUAGUACGGAGUACUAUUUAAUUCAAAUUUUACUUCGGGGGUGUUUGUUUUUUGGUGGGAAGAGCUUCUAACCACUUAUGUCUGCGGUGCCGUGCAGAUGCGGGCGGACAUUUGGGAUGCGCAGACUGUUUGCUUUUUAGAAGACAAACCACUUAAAAACGUCUUCCAAAAACAUCUUCCUCAAGCAAGCAUAAACCAACAUAAACCACUUGAUAUCUGAGUUUAUUUUCCCUAUAAUUAAGAAUGGCACAAUGAUUUUGUUGGGAGUGCACGUGACUCGUCCAACUUUAUAUUGAUAUGAUAUUGUCUGUUGUAUGUCAAGCUCUUAUAGAUUUAUUUUUAGGCAUCUCUCAAAAGUCAUCAUAUUAAUAGAGUUGGUCUUAUUUG
Messenger RNA from Cuscuta campestris, 2787 nucleotides. The record is from the annotation of a GenBank genome assembly. Lineage: Eukaryota; Viridiplantae; Streptophyta; Magnoliopsida; Solanales; Convolvulaceae.